ACUGCUGGGUAUAUAAGUUUUCAUGUUCAGAGUCUGAGACAGGUUGGAAGGUGAACAAAGUCACCAUGUGGACUCUGCUGGUUAUCUGCAGUGUGAUCACCGCACAUGGAGUACAAGGUGUUGAUCGCGCCUCGAGAACUCCAGAGGCUGUAACUGGUACUCCAGACACACGCUGUGGUGGUUACCUGUAUGGCAGCAAUGGCACUUUUUACAGCCCAAACUAUCCAAACACUUAUCCAGUCAACGUAGACUGUACAUGGUACAUCAGUCCAGGCAGGCAAAUUGUGCAGCUGGAGUUAUCGAAUGUAAACAUCGAGAGUCACCCAACAUGUGAUUUUGAUACCAUUUACGUCUAUGAUGGCUCCAGUACUGGAAGCAGGCUUCUGGGGAAGGUGUGUGGCAAAAACACCACCACCUUCUACUCCACAGGUGCAUAUUUGACAGUGCGCUUCAAGAGUGAUUCCAUUGUUAGCUACACAGGAUUUCGUGCUGACUUCAGAGUUGUGGGUUCCUGCAGGUACAACUGUGGCUACCAGGUGGGAGACUGCUCCUGCUAUUCAAGCUGUGGAUACAGAGGGAACUGUUGCCCAGAUUAUCAAGCUUUCUGCCAGUCGAGCACUGUCGAACCCACCUCCACAGUUCAGCUCUCAUGUCGUUACAACUGCGGAAACAACCUGGGAAGCUGCUCCUGCUCAGGCUCUUGUCAAUACUAUGGAAACUGUUGUUAUGACUACAACUAUUACUGCCCAACCACAACUUGGGAACCAGUACCAGUUACCUCAGAAAGUCAGCCCUCAUGUCGUUACAACUGCGGCAGGCACAUGGGAAGCUGCUCCUGCACAAGCUCUUGUCAGUACUAUGGCAACUGUUGCCGUGACUACAACUAUUACUGUGCGUCAACUACUGCAAGCACUGGCAUCACAGAUCGGCCCUCGUGUCGUUACAACUGUGGCUGGCACAUGGGAAGCUGCUCCUGCACAAGCUCUUGUCGAUACAACGGCAACUGUUGCCAUGACUACUACUCCUACUGCCAGUCCACCACUGUCAGGCCCGCCACAGCUCAGCCCUCAUGUCGCUACAACUGCGGCAGGCACUUGGGAUACUGCUCCUGCUCCAGCUCUUGUCGAUACAAUGGCAACUGUUGCUAUGACUACUACUCCUACUGUGAGACCACUACCACUGUCAGACCCACCACAGCUAAGCCCUCAUGUCGUUACAACUGCGGCAAUUAUCUGGGAAGCUGCUCCUGCUCAAGCUCUUGUCGCUACAAUGGCAACUGUUGCUAUGACUAUUACUCCUACUGCUCACACUCUGUCACAACUGACAGACCAACCACAGGGGGAGCCUGUGGAGGUUCUCUGUUCGGCUCUGGUACCAUCUCCAGCCCGAACCAUCCCAACCACUACUACGACAACGCCUACUGUGUCUGGCAGCUCAGAGCGCCGUAUGACCAAAGAAUCCUCCUGACAUUCACAUACCUGCAAUUGGAGAACUGCUGCCGUUGUGACUACAUUAACAUUUACGAUGGGCCCUCUGUUGGUUCACGAUUUCUGGGGAAAGUGUGCGAUGAAAGCAACUACAACAAUCAAACCACAUUCUAUUCCACCUCCAACUACAUGACCGUGCUCUUCCGAACUGAUGGUUCUGUGGUCGGCCGAGGGUUCAGUGCUGACUUUGCUAAUUCUCUGCCAUCAAGCUCAGGUCGAGUGGACUGUUCCUCGGACAACAUGAACAUCGUGAUUGAGAGGAGUUACCUGAACUCUCUUGGCUACGACGGCCACAGUCUGUACCUGGACGACCCACACUGCAGACCUCAGGUUUCCAGAUACCAGGUGGUCUUCAGUUUCCCCAUCAACACUUGCGGCAACGUUCGAAAGUUUGAGAAUGGUAGGGUUGUGUACACCAACACUGUCCGUGGCUAUGCCUCCAGCUACGGAGAGAUCACACGCCAGUCCCACUUUAAGCUGGCUGUGGGCUGCCGAAUGGAGCAGGACUCAGUGUCCCAGAUCAUGUACCUUGUGAAACAUCAUGAUAAUGGCACCAUUACAGGCACAGGCAGAUUCAAUACCAGCAUGGCUUUCUACACAUCUAGCAACUUCUACUACCAGGUGACUCAAGUUCCUUAUGAGGUGACACUCAACCAGAAUAUGUAUGUCCAAGUGGACCUGAGAAGGGGCGACAGCAGCCUGGUCCUCUUUCUUGACACCUGUGUGACCUCACCCUCACCCCAUGAUUUCCACACCAGACCUUACUACCUGGUCCAUAACGGAUGUUCUAGGGACAGCACCUACUACGCCUACGUCACUGGCACCCGUGCUUACGCCCGCUUCACAUUCAGGGCCUUCAAGUUCCUGCGAGCCACAGAAUCGGUGUACAUCCAGUGCAAGGUCCUCAUAUGCCAAGCCUCUGACUACAACUCCCGCUGCCGCCGUGGCUGCACCAGACGUAUGACCAGAGACGUGGGGUCAGAGCAUGACAGCCAAACUCUGGUCCUGGGUCCCAUCCGACUCAAAGGCCCUGAGAAAAAGGAAGAAGAGACUCAAAAGAAGGAAAAGGCUUAACUUGAUAUUGCAGUGAGCCACUUCAAUCAUCUUUACAAAUCAGUAUAACUCUCACUGAGACACUGAAUUAUACUCACCAUUUUUCUCUUCAUCUCAUUACCUGAUUAAACGCAUCAUCUGAGGACAA
Messenger RNA from Lates calcarifer (barramundi perch), 2688 nucleotides. It is a transcript of the gene cuzd1.2, whose product is annotated as CUB and zona pellucida-like domains 1, tandem duplicate 2. Gene Ontology annotation, cellular component: cell surface. The coding region runs from base 66 to 2561 and encodes 831 amino acids. The transcript has 24 exons. The record is from RefSeq and is a predicted model, not a curated record. NCBI's taxonomy places the organism in Eukaryota, Metazoa, Chordata, Actinopteri, Centropomidae.